Molecule: messenger RNA, 2104 nt
Organism: Pimephales promelas (fathead minnow)
Lineage: Eukaryota; Metazoa; Chordata; Actinopteri; Cypriniformes; Leuciscidae
Source: RefSeq, a predicted model, not a curated record
UCCUGAGGUUAUGUUGGCUGUUUUUAAACUUGUGAGGGAAAGAGGUCUGAUCAACAUGGUCCCUGAGCUCAUUCUCCUCACCUCAAAGAUCGUUGAGGCAGGAUGUGUAUUCAGUGUGGAUCAGUGUGAGGUCAUGCAGAGUCAUCUUCAAAUGAUGCUGGUUCCUAGACAGCAGAUGGACAUUUUCCUUGCUGUUAAAUGCAGAGCUCUGGCGACUAACCCUCACACAUCUGAGCUGUCAGAUCUGGCCCAGGCUGUUGUUAGAGUUGAGAUGCUGAAGCAUCAGGAUGACUGGGCUGGAUUGGCACUGGUAUUCUGUGGUGUUUGUGUGGGUUCACACAGUCCCCCAGAACUUCUCAGGUUCUGCUGCUGCGUUACCAUGGCGCUGCUGAAAGAGCCCAAAGACAAACUCACCCUACCAUAUGAGCUGUUUGCUGAAUCAGUGUGUCAGCAAGCCUUGUCUAAUGAAAUGAUCAAAACCAUCCUGGGAAGAAUUGGAGUCUCUCUGAUCUUCAGGUACCACAGGACACAAGAGUGGAAUAAGGGAGUGAAGCUGGUCAGUGUGAUGUUCAGACUGCACAUCGAGUUCAUCACUCUGAAGGGGAUUAUGGGGAAUGAACACGGGGUGUCUCGCUGUCAACUGGUCACUAUGGCAACAGAGCUCUUCCUUUACAGCGGGAGUAUUGAGGGAGCUUUGAAAAUGCUGAGAGCUGAUGAAUGGUUUGUGAGCUCAAGCAUGUGGCCUUGUGAGCAGGCUGACAUAGAAAGCCGAAAACAUAUCCUGACCCUCUUAGCUGGAAAGACAUCGCACAGAGACACCUUAGAGAUUCUUACCAACUUACCUGGACUCAGACAACCGAUAAAUGGUGUGCAGAUCAAUGACUAUACUGAAAUGUUCAGUGUUCAUCUGCGCUUGUGUGUGAUAAAGCAGACAUUACCUGUUGCAGCAGAUAUUGUUGAGUUCAUGCUAAUACAUGGUAUGGUGCCUGAAACUCUUCAGCUACAGAAUCUCAUCCAUAAACUGGGCAAGCAGAACAACUGGAGCCGUGCCAGGGCCCUUUUUAAACGUGCUCGGUCAGCAGGGUUUUACACUGCAGUGGUGUGCGAAAGAGACAGCCUGUUUCUGCCGUGUAGUCUCACCGAAAUUGAGAUGACGCUGGCCUUUGAGAUGUUCAUCACCUUUAUUAAUACCAACCUACUGGCCCCUGCUGGAUCCUCUCAGUCACUUCUAAUUACACUGAGACGGCAUGCUGGUGUCGAGGAUGUAACGGAGAGUGUGUACUUGGCGGCCGGUUGUCGUCUCCUCUCUGCGGCUCUCAUACCAAACCCCAAAUUGAGCAUCCGCUACACAGCUGUCAAUCAAAGCCAAGAGCAACUGUUUCAACUGGACCGUGGGUCUGCCCACAAAUGGUUUUUACAGAAUGAGCGGUGGGCACAAGAGAUUUGGGCAAGCUAGCACACACACACAUGCUUGUAAACAGUCCCAGAUGUAACAAAUGUCUCAAAGUCUGGUCAAAGUUUAAUUCAUGUUUUGGACUGUUGAAACUGAGACUUUUUGAAACUGGUUGCACAUUUUUUUUUUUUUUUGUGGUUGUUUAUAUAUUUUGUUGUUUAAAAUGUUGUAAAACAAGACUGUUUUGUUUUGAGUAAAAAGAUAAACAAAGUUUUCAUAAUAUUUAGUUUCAUGUUCUUAACAAUUAAAAAAAUCCUGGAACUUUCAAGAAAUCUAGAGAUUUACAUCUGAGGCUACAAACUCCUGUGAGAAAAAAAUUAAAUAAAAUUGGCCCAAAUAUAAACAAAUUUUCUAAAAUAGUGUUGCCAUUGUGAAUAUUUCCAUUAUUUUCUACUAAAAACUUGACAAAACAGUUUUUGAAAGUUACUUUCACUGUUACCGUUUGUCUUGCCAAUUAGAAACUGUCAAAUACAUUUUGUGAUUAGUGUAAAUCAUAUGACCGCAGUAGCUCUGAAAAGCACUUGUGUACAAUAAUAUGAAAGACAUUCCAUCAUUGGAUACAAUUUUUUUCUUGUUCUGUGAUGUGCACGUCUAAGUUUGUUCAGUUUAACUGAAAAAAGUAUUACAAAUAAAUUGAAAAUUAAUACAAUA